AUGCGUGGGGCGGUGGCGGUGGCGGCGGCGGGGGCGGUACCGCGCCCCGCGCUGCUCCCCCCGGCUGCCGCCCGCCCCGGCGCCCCCGGGCAAUGCCGCCAGCACGCCGCCGGCACCCGCGCACGCCGGCGCGGGCAGGCACAGGCGCCGGGCACAGGGCUGGGCCCGGGCCGGGCUCCGCACCGCACCGCCUGCCGCGGCGGGGUUCGUUUCAGCAGCUCAAUUGGUGUCGAUGAAGUAAAAGCCCUGGCUGCAUUAAUAACAUACAAAUGCACUGUAGUGGAUGUUCCUUUUGGUGGUCGGAUGGCGGGUGUGACGAUCGAUCUGAGGAAUGCACAGGUUCAUGAGCUGGAGAAAAUAACGAGGCAUUUUACUGUAGAAAUGGCCAAGAAGGCAUUUAAAGGGCGUGGGAUUGACGUGCUGGCCCCUGAUGUCAGUACUGGGGAGCAGGAGAUGUCCUGGAUAGCUGACACCUACACCUACACGCUGGGGUAUCGGGACAUCAAUGCCCAGGCAUGUGUGACAGGAAAGCCCAUUAGCCAGGGAGGCAUCCACGGGCAGGGGGUCCUGCAUGGUGUUGAGAACUAUGUCACCAACACAGACUGCAUCGGCCUGAGCCCCGGCUUCCCCAGCAAGACCUUUGUGCUGUGGGGCUUUGGCAAAGCGGGGCAGCACACCAUGAAGUACCUGCGCGAGUAUGGAGCCUGCUGCGUCUGUGUUGGGGAGACAGAUGGAGCCGUUUGCAAUCCCAGAGGGAUCGACCCUGAGGAGGCAGUAGACUAUGAGCAGGGCCACAGGACCAUAGUUGGCUUCCCAAAAGAGCCCUAUGAUGGCAGCAUCCUGGAGGUGCCCUGUGACAUCCUCAUCCCUGCCGCUAUUGAGAAGCAGCUCAUGAGGGAGAAUGCACCCUGCGUGCAAGCAAAGAUCGUUGCAGAAGCUGCCAAUGGCCUCACUACACCACCAGCACAUGACAUAUGCCUGAAAAGAAACAUCCUGGUCAUCCCGGACAUGUAUGUGAAUGCAGGUGGUGUGACCAUAUCCUUCUUCAAGUGGCUGAAGAACCUGAACCACGUUAGCUACGGCCAUCUCAGCUUCAAGUAGGAGUGGGAAUCCAGCUACCACCUCCUGCAGUCAGUGCAGCACAGCCUGGAGCAGUGGUUUGGCAAGGCCAGAGGGGAGAUCCCCAUCAUCCCAUCCCCAUCAUCCCAUCCCCAGAGUUCCAGGUCUGGUGCCUCAGAGAAGGACGUCGUGUAUUUGGGACUGGCCUACACCAUAGAGCCACGGGCUCCUGGCAGGGGGCUGUCUUCCCACACACCCGCUCUGCCCCAGCCCCUUUGCAGCCUCCUGGGCACUGGAGGAAGCCAUGCUGAUGCCGCUUCACUCUUCGCCGGCAAAGCUGGCAAGCCAGCGCGGGUGGGGGAUUUAAUCUGA
Messenger RNA from Gavia stellata (red-throated loon), 1431 nucleotides. RefSeq names its product glutamate dehydrogenase 2, mitochondrial-like. The record is from RefSeq and is a predicted model, not a curated record. Gene Ontology annotation, molecular function: L-glutamate dehydrogenase (NAD+) activity. The transcript has 13 exons. Gene Ontology annotation, biological process: L-glutamate catabolic process. NCBI's taxonomy places the organism in Eukaryota, Metazoa, Chordata, Aves, Gaviiformes, Gaviidae. Gene Ontology annotation, cellular component: mitochondrion.